Ilex paraguariensis (yerba mate) is the source of this 1513-nucleotide messenger RNA. The record is from the annotation of a GenBank genome assembly. NCBI's taxonomy places the organism in Eukaryota, Viridiplantae, Streptophyta, Magnoliopsida, Aquifoliales, Aquifoliaceae.
GUUGCAUCACCCUUGGCUGGUGUUCUAGUUAUUAACUACGAUCGCCCUACUGUUCUUGCAAUGGGCACCCUGUGCUGGGCCUUCUCAACAGCUGCAGUAGGUGUGAGCCAGUAUUUUGGGCAAGUUGCAUUCUGGAGAGCAGUAAAUGGCUUGGGACUGGCAAUUGUAAUACCGGCUCUUCAGUCUUACAUUGCUGAUAGCUAUAAAGCUGGUAUGAGGGGGAUUGGAUUUGGGUUUCUAAAUCUUAUUGGUUCAGUGGGUGGCAUAGGAGGUGGAGUUCUUGCUACAGUUAUGGCUGGUUAUGACUUUUGGGGCAUACCUGGAUGGCGUUGUGCCUUCAUUAUGAUGGCAACACUGAGUUCCUUAAUUGCUGUCCUUGUGUAUUUGUUUGUUGUUGACCCAAGAGACAUAAUUGAUCGUGGUAUCGGUGACAGUUCUGAAAAGAAUGAUUUGCUAGAUAAGGGCAAUGGCAGUACGGCAUCAGUUUGGGUGGAGUCCUGGACGGCCAUGAAAGCUGUCAUGAGAGUGCGAACUUUUCAGUUCAUUGUCUUGCAGGGUGUCGUUGGUUCACUGCCUUGGACGGCCAUCGUGUUCUUCACAUUUUGGUUCGAACUAAUGGGUUUUGAUCACAACAGUACGGCUGCUAUCAAUAGUCUUUUUGGCGCUGGAUGUGCCAUGGGAUCCUUUAUUGGUGGAUUAGUAGCAGAUCGAAUGUCACUCAUCUACCCUCAUUCAGGACGUAUCAUGUGUGCACAGUUCAGUGCUUUCAUGGGCAUCCCAUUCUCAUGGUUCCUUCUUAGAGUAAUCCCACAGUCAGUGAGCAGCUAUUUAACAUUUGCUGCCACCAUCUUUAUAAUGGGCCUUACCAUCAGCUGGUGUGCCACUGCAGCAAAUGGUCCCAUGUUCGCUGAGGUUGUACCUGCCAAACAUCGGACCAUGAUCUAUGCAUUUGAUCGUGCUUUCGAAGUAUCCUUCUCUUCUUUCGCUGCUCCUCUUGUUGGAAUUCUUUCGGAGAGAAUAUAUGGCUAUGAUCCAAAGACUGUUGAUCCAGUUUCAGGGUCUGCACGAGAGGCCUUAGCAUUAUCAAGAGGGCUUUUUGCCAUGAUGGCAGUUCCAUUUGGGUUGUGUUGCUUGUUUUACACGCCUUUGUAUCGGUAUUUCAAGCGAGAUCGCGAGAACACCAGACUAGCCAGUUUAAAAGAAGCAGAUAUGAUAUGAUACACAUUAUUUCCGGUGUAGGCAUAUUAUUUGAUUUUAGACAUUGGGGUUUCAUUUUCUUCAGAUAUCAGUGUACUCACAGAGCUGUCAGCCACAUUGUAUACCGACAGGUUUUCAAGCAUGUUUUUUGGGUUUUCUUUCAGGUAGAUCCUCUUUUUGCCUUGACAUAGAAAACUUUGUAUCAGAAGCCUUUUCAAUUGCUUUGAAACUAGUUUUGUGACUCAUUCUUUGAUGGUGAUGCAACUCCAAGUGUUGCUUCAAAAGUUUUUUUUUUUCCCCUCUUUUUGAACUGGUG